AACGCCAUCAGACGAAUUUACGAGAUAGGGUCACAGUCCAAAACUGCGAUUAAACCAUCACAAGAACACUUGCAUAAGUGUUCCAGUGACUAAAGCGUGUGUAAUCAUAAAAAUAUUUCUCCAACCCAUUUAAGAGCGCUUCCAAUUCUUCAUUUAUCAUUCGCUUAUUCACGAAACUCCAAUAACUCAAUCAUUCCGGUUUUUCGAAUUGAUGAAUAUUUUGUGCGUCUGUGUAAUAAUCGCCACCAAAUAGCCACAUAUUGGUAAUCAGUAAUUUGAAAACUUCAUUAGACCACGAACAAAUUUCGAAUCAUUCCUCUAUGAUGACUCUGGAACAUUCCAACUAAUUAUGCAAGAAAAGAUAUGAAGUCAGUGCAACACUAGUGAUCACUGAAGUGAGAGUUCAAGGGGACAAGUGAGUUUUACGCGGUGAUUUUUAUAAUAGAUAUCGAUGACAUUGCUGCAUACGUCACGAAGGAUUUCUCCUAUAACGUCAAAGUGAACGUGAACUAAAGUUAUAGCAAAGGGGCUAUUAUCAAACUAAACUCGGCAAUUUACAAAUACACAUGUCAAAUGGAAGCAACCUGGGAAUUAGAUAGGAUUCCUCUCGUUAUGGCUCAUCUUACUACAUUUUAGAGCGAAUAUAUCUAACUAGAACGAGAUUGUACCACCAUUACAAAAAGUGGAAUCAUGACAGUGAAGAUCAUCCCAGUUUCUCUAGGCGAAGAAGUUAAAUUGCAUCUGUUAUCGUUCAUCUUUGGUAUUUAUUUAAUUAUUGUGAGAAUGUUCAAAUGGGCAUGGAACCCUAAGAAGUUCUUCGGAACGAUGAAGAGAGAUAAACCACCUCCUUGCCUUAUUGACGACAGCCUUGGAAAACAUUUUUACGUAAAAGUAAAGAUUGAGGCCAAAAAUGAAACUGAAACCGGCAUACAGGAGGCAAGUUCGUCUUUAGUGACUAUAGCAGAUCCUUCCGGCCAGGAACCUCAUCAAUCUGAUGGUUCCAGUGGACAUGAGGCACCCCAUAACAACUCAGAGGGCUCCCCUAAUUGUAUUCUGAGAUCCGGCAGUUCAGAUUCUGGUUCCCCUAAUAAAAAUGUUUCCCUCACUCGUAUCACGACAUCCAGCGGCAUAUCACAGGGCUCAAAUAGUAGAAGCGUGUCUUAUCAUUGUGUCCCAGAAGAUUACAGCGAUGAUGAGCAGGAUGAGCAGCUGUUUCGUUUUACACAAUCAGACACUGAUGAUGAAACGGAAAUCAUCAACGGGGCAGGUAUCUUGACUGAUAUUUCGAGUGAAAAUUCAGUUCGAGGAAUAACGAUCAAUAUCGACCGAAGCGGAAAUAAUGAUCAGAUAUUAGAGGGCGGUUCUGGCUCAGAAAAAUUUAAUUUUGAUGAAACGUUGUGUUCCUGCACUGAUACAACUAUUGGAGAAACUCUUCUAAUGAUCAUGUCUAUUGGUCUUAGACACACACUACCAUGGACAGCUUUAGUUGACAUUUGCCAAGCCAUCAAUAUUCUUUACAAUCGACGAAUUAUCCCUGAUACGAAGUAUCUGCUUCAAAAGUUUUUCCCAUCCCACAUUGACAAAGCUACAUAUCAUUUGUAUUGUCAAGAGUGUCGGGAAUACUUAGGUGAACGUAGACCUGAUAUCCAAGAAAUUGAGUGCGUCUGUGGAUAUAAAUUAAUCGUUAACAAAAUCGACUCCUAUUUUAUUGAAUUUGAUAUGGCGGAACAAUUAAGGACCCUUUUUAAAAAUAAUUCGCUUGCAGAAAGUUUAAAAUCUCGUUUUAAUAGAGAGGAAGCUGAUGACAAUACCUUACGAGAUAUCUUUGACGGCGUCACGUAUAAAAAAUAUGUUUCUUCUGGACUUUUAGAUGAUUGGAGGAAUAUUUCAUGUACGUUUAAUACGGAUGGGUGCAAACACGCAAAAUCUUCCAAAUUAGCUGUAUGGCCGAUCUAUUUUAGAAUCAAUGAACUUCCAGAGAAAAUGAGAGGUAAACAUAUUCUCAUGGCUGGACUUUGGGUUGAUAAAACAGAGCCAGAUAUGAAUUUAUUCUUAAAGCCGUUCGUUGACCAAUGUAACAGUUUAACGUCGAAGGGAUUCAAUUGGGUACUGAAUGGAGAAAAAAUAACAAGUAAAGUAUUUUUCAAUUGUUGCUCUGUGGAUUCGCCAGCUCGAUGCGCCAUGCUUUGCAUGAAAUCAUUUACAGGAUACUUCGGCUGUACACUGUGUUAUCAUCCAGCAAGGCUAGUGAUGAAUACUCGAAAGUAUCCUAUAUUAGAUUCGGUUCCCCAUCCUAGAACCGAUGAAAGUAUCAAAAAAGAAAUGAUAGAAUCGCUAACGAGAUCGAAUGAGGAUGAAAAGAGAGGUGUCUUAAAACCAUCAGUUCUGAUGAAUAUUAAGAAUUUUGAUCUAGUUGCUGGCAUGCCACCCGAUUACAUGCAUUCUUGUCUACUUGGCGUCACUCGGCAAUUCACUGAGAUGACCUUAACUGGUACAAAGGGAAAAUAUUAUGUAGGUAGUCCAGCAAAAAUGUCUCUGAUAAAUGAACGAUUAAUGAAUAUCAAGCCACCAAGCGUAAUCCAUAGGAAACCAAGGUCUCUAAAGGAAUUUAAAUUGUGGAAAGCCACAGAAUGGCGCUCUUGGCUCUUAUUUUAUUCUCUGCCUUGCCUUGAAGGUAUACUUCCUCAUAAAUAUAUUAAACACUGGAGUUUGCUCGUUAGCGCAAUGGAAAUUUUGUUGAAAGCUGCCAUCACACGUAAUGAACUCCAGGACGCACGUGAAGUGUUGGUCAAAUUCGUUGAAAAGUAUCAAAAAUUAUAUGGAGUGUACGAAAUGAAAUAUAAUAUUCAUCUACUCCUUCAUUUGUCUGAUUCUGUGCAAAACUGGGGACCAUUAUGGACGCAGAAUACCUUUGAUUUUGAAAACCAAAAUAGAAUUCUAUUGCAAUUCAAACAUAGUUCUAGAAGGAUUGCCACUCAAAUUGCUAAUAGGAUACUAUCAUUCCAAAAUCUCAAUGUAUUUUCAGAAUCAGUUCAUGUGAGCCUUCGAGUACAAUCAUUCUGUCAGAGUCUCCACAAAAAACAGUUGCGAUGGUAUUGCAGACUUGAUGAUCACGUUCUGGUGGGAAACAGAAAGAGCUACAUUCUAACUGAUGAGGAGAAAAAAUGUCUUAACAUGCCUAUAAAAAGUUGUGACUUUUUUUCUCGUAUGAUUGUGAAUCGAAUUCGGUACUCCACCAAAGCAUAUUGUGAUCAAUAUUGUACAAAAAUAGAUGAUUCUGUGGUUUUAUUACAUAACAAUCAAAUAGGUAUGAUAUCUAGAAUUUUAGAAGUGCAGGCAGAUAAUAAGGACGUGAACACUAUUAUUCUACUCUCUCAGAUGAAACUCAAAGAAAAUUCUCCAUCACUUAGUCAGGUUAGUCAUAUAAAUCAAUGCGAAUUGACGGAUCGAUUGAUUGCUUGUACCCCAAAGGAUUUGAAUCAUCCAUGUGUUUCAAUUCCUACAGAAAAGGCACACUAUGUUGCAACCAUACCACGUGGAGCUUUGAUGGAUUCAUAGAAAAGUGAUAACAAUGUACUCACUUUCUCAUUCUCAA
This is a messenger RNA of Fopius arisanus, 3595 nucleotides long. RefSeq names its product epoxide hydrolase 4. Gene Ontology annotation, cellular component: peroxisome. Gene Ontology annotation, biological process: cholesterol homeostasis; phospholipid dephosphorylation. Bases 691 to 3558 code for a protein of 955 amino acids. The record is from RefSeq and is a predicted model, not a curated record. The transcript has 4 exons. Lineage: Eukaryota; Metazoa; Arthropoda; Insecta; Hymenoptera; Braconidae. Gene Ontology annotation, molecular function: lipid phosphatase activity; magnesium ion binding.